Molecule: messenger RNA, 1203 nt
Organism: Carlito syrichta (Philippine tarsier)
Lineage: Eukaryota; Metazoa; Chordata; Mammalia; Primates; Tarsiidae
Gene: CDK10
Product: cyclin dependent kinase 10
Exons: 13
Coding region: 25-1107 (360 amino acids)
Biological process (GO): protein phosphorylation; regulation of mitotic cell cycle
Cellular component (GO): nucleus
Molecular function (GO): cyclin-dependent protein serine/threonine kinase activity; ATP binding
Source: RefSeq, a predicted model, not a curated record
GCGCACAAAUGGGCGGCGGUCGGCAUGGCGGAGCCAGACCCGGAGUCGGAGCAGAUCCGUCUGAAGCGUAUCCGUAAGGAAGGCUUCUUCACGGUGCCUGCGGAACACAGGCUGGGACGAUGCCGGAGCGUGAAGGAAUUUGAGAAGCUGAACCGCAUUGGAGAAGGCACCUAUGGCAUUGUGUAUCGGGCCCGGGAUACCCAGACAGAUGAGAUUGUUGCGCUGAAGAAGGUGCGGAUGGACAAAGAGAAGGACGGCAUCCCUAUCAGCAGUCUGCGGGAGAUAACGCUGCUCCUCCGUCUUCGCCAUCCCAACAUCGUGGAGCUGAAGGAGGUGGUUGUGGGGACCCACCUGGAGAGCAUCUUCCUAGUGAUGGGAUACUGUGAACAAGACCUGGCCAGCCUCCUGGAGAAUAUGCCCACACCCUUCUCUGAGGCUCAGGUCAAGUGCAUCGUGCUGCAGGUGCUCAGGGGCCUCCAGUACCUACACAGGAACUUCAUCAUCCAUAGGGACCUGAAGGUCUCCAACUUGCUUAUGACCGACAAGGGCUGUGUGAAGACAGCGGAUUUUGGCCUCGCCCGGGCCUAUGGCAUCCCAGUAAAGCCAAUGACCCCCAAGGUGGUCACCCUCUGGUACAGAGCUCCUGAACUGCUGCUGGGAACCACCACCCAGACCACCAGCAUCGACAUGUGGGCCGUGGGCUGCAUCCUGGCUGAGCUGCUGGCUCACAAGCCCGUCCUGCCUGGCACGUCCGAGAUCCACCAGAUUGACCUGAUUGUGCAGCUGCUGGGGACACCUAGUGAGACCAUCUGGCCGGGCUUCUCCAAGCUGCCACUCGUGGGGCAAUACAGCCUGAGGAAGCAGCCAUACAACAACCUCAAGCACAAGUUCCCAUGGCUCUCAGAGGCUGGGCUGCGUCUGCUGAACUUCCUCUUCAUGUAUGACCCUAAGAAAAGGGCAACAGCUGGGGACUGCCUGGAGAGUUCUUACUUCAAGGAGAAGCCCCUCCCCUGUGAGCCGGAGCUCAUGCCCACUUUCCCUCACCACCGCAACAAGCGGGCCGCCCCAGCCACCUCCGAGGGCCAGAGCAAGCGGGGCAAGCCCUGAUGGCAGGCGCAGCACCCUCAGCCAGGAAGGGCUGUGGGCCAGGCUAACCAGGCCCCCUUGGUGGGGACCACCCCCUACAGCUGACUCCAUGCAGUC